AACAGCCUUUCAGGAACGCUUGUAUCGAGUUUUUGUCGCAUUUGUACAACAAACAACAAUGUAGAUUGGUCCAUUUACGAAACAUUGAAUGAAGAUGAAGCCACGACGAACCUGCAUAUGAUGCUGGUUAAGCUCUACCCAACAGUGUUCAAUGAGUCGCAGGUACUCUGUGAUGAAGCCUUGAAAUGGCCCAUGAAAAUAUGCAAGGAAUGUAAGGCUAAAGUGAUAGAAUCGUACAGGUUCUAUGAGCGCUGUACAAAGAGCGCACGUAGCUUGAGAACGAUUGCUUUGAAAGAAGAAUCUACCACUGACACCGUGCAUGAGGAGAAGGAUGAUCAUCCCGCAGUGAUCAAAACAGAAUUCAUUGAAUGUGAGGAACCUAUUCUGUACAAAGUAGAAUGUGGCUCAAAGGAGCACAGUUCAGCUUACAGAAAAUGUUACGGGAGUUCACCUACACAUGAUGUUUUCAGCGACACUGAGGAUAGUUUGCCUGCAUCUUCUAGCAGCUCUUCUGCCCACAAAAUGAAGCCAAAAGAAUAUAUUAAAACCAACCGUGAUUUGAGAGCAAUUUCUAGAAAAACUCAUUCUGGAUGUUCGUCUGCAGAUGCACGUAAGCGGAAAACUCUAUCAAACACGGACCGAGCGAAAAUAAUAUUUGCAUUCAAAAAAGGCGUUCCUGGGACUGAAAUUUCCAAAUCAUUGCAAAUUAAUACAAGUACCGUUUCCAGUGUCAUUAGUAAAUAUCGAAAGACUGGAAUAAUUCAUGGAAACAAGCGAGGAGGGUCUAAGGGAAAAAAGUUGAGUGAAAUUCACGUUUCUCGUAUAAGAGCUUUGCGCGAGGAAAACAGUUCUAUAUCACUUAAAAAAAUAAGUCAAAAGGUAGAAGAGGAAUUCGGUAUCGUAGUGUCUCACACGACAAUUGCGAAACAGUUUGAGAAGGUGAUUAAGAAAGCACCUAAGGCUGAUGAAGUUUUCAGUUCAGAGGAAUUUAUACAAACCUUUAUUCCAUAGAUAAUAAGCCAGUUAGUUUUGAAAAAGGGUCAUCAAAGUGAAGACGAAUGAAAUUUGAAAACUAGAAUGAUCAUUUAUCCAUGCAGUUUUAUGCUUUAAGUGAAAUUAUCAAGUAUUGUACUUGUAGAUGGCCUAGGUAUUGAAGAAAACUAUGACCGUGGCACCAAAUUACAGCGGACCAUACCAAAAAACUGGUAAGGUCAAGUGACAGCGUACCAUACCAAAUGCAACCUAGCACUGCUUGGUUACAGCGCACCAUACCAAAAUCGGUUUUCGACACUUGGCCGUAUCAGUUUUUUGGUAUGGUACGCUGUAAUGUAGUCCCAUGGUGAGACGUUGAUUUUCCGGGGCCGGAUUAUGCGUAAAUGGAAAAAAAACUUGAAAGCCUCACAACUGUCUUGAACUUUUUGUACAAAUGCAUGAUUUGUAAGAAUUGCUGUGAGGGCAAUGUUUCAAUUCAUUCUCAAAACGCAUAUGGGACAUUCAUAUUUGUAGAUUCUGAAGUUCUGAUAUAUAAAUCCUUCGACUAAAUUCAUUAGAAUUCAUCCAUUCUUUCGAGAUUGAGGAAUUCCCAAAUAAUGAUGAAUCUCGAAGCAUUCCUGAAAACAACUUAAUAAUCACUCGUCUACAAUUGUAUCCAUUAAAACCAAUAAAAGAUGUGCAACAAUCUAUUGAG
Molecule: messenger RNA, 1687 nt
Organism: Anopheles coustani
Lineage: Eukaryota; Metazoa; Arthropoda; Insecta; Diptera; Culicidae
Exons: 2
Coding region: 118-1011 (297 amino acids)
Biological process (GO): regulation of DNA-templated transcription
Cellular component (GO): nucleus
Molecular function (GO): zinc ion binding; DNA binding
Source: RefSeq, a predicted model, not a curated record